Messenger RNA from Nymphalis io (European peacock), 1396 nucleotides. RefSeq names its product calaxin-like. The transcript has 5 exons. Bases 276 to 818 code for a protein of 180 amino acids. Lineage: Eukaryota; Metazoa; Arthropoda; Insecta; Lepidoptera; Nymphalidae. The record is from RefSeq and is a predicted model, not a curated record. Gene Ontology annotation, molecular function: calcium ion binding.
UUACGUUUGCUAAAUUUAUAUAUUUCAAAAUGAAAAAAAAAGGAAUUAAUAAAUUAUUAUUCAUAUGCAUAUGGUUUUGCUAGACCUUCAAUCAUAGCAAUCGAUUUUCCAGAUAUUUCAAGGGAAAUUUUGUGUGCCUAGCAGCCAGAAUUCAACGAAAUUUAAUACUUCGUUCGAGGCAAAUUAAUUAAUCUGUCAACAGGACUAUAGGGCUAUGAUUUUGUUAUAAUAAUAUCAAAUUAUGCUGCAAUAAAUAAGUAUGCUUCAAAAAAAUCAUGAUCAUAUUCUUCAAAAUACAGAAACGUGAUGAGAAGCCGGCUGGAAGUGACUUAAUAUCCAGGGCACACUUCCGAGAUGUUCUUCACACCGGCCUUGGUAUGACGGACGCUUAUAUGAUGGAGCGAGUUAUGGUUGCCUUAGACCGCGGUACAUCCCCCUAUGUGACUAUGACAACGUUUGCUAAAGCCAUGUCGUUGUACCUACGUGGUAAUUUGGAGGAACGGAUAAAUUAUGCUUUUACGUGCUAUGAUUUACUCGGUGAAGGGCACUUGAGAAGGGAAACCAUGUAUCAAUUAAUGAAAAAAAGUUUAGCGAAAGCCUCGAGAGAUGACGACGUUGAGGAGGCGGUUAAGGAAUUAGUCGAUAUUAUGCUUAAGCGAAUGGAUGCCGACCUGGAUGGUGUUAUCAACUUUCAAGACUUUCACACGUCAGUCGUGAACACCCCAUCGUUACUCGAGAGCUUGGGAUACUGCCUCCCAGAAAGACCAGCGGUCUUUUCAUUUCUAACAACAUGGUGUCCCACAUGGGGCAAAAUGUAAGCCAUAGAAGUCAAAUAAAUACAUAAUCUUUUGAUGGUAUGAUUUUGAUAUUUUUUUCAACAUUAACUAUCAAUGACAGCAGGUUAUUAUAUAUGUAUAUAUUAAUCCCAUCAAAAACAAAAAUUUGAAAUAAGAACCAAGUUCAAUAUUAUGAUAUAUGCUUUAGUUGUUGACUUCAACGACAAAAGAAGUGAGAUCUAAAUGGUUUCCAAGUUCAAUGAUCAGUCUUGAAAUUUAUUUAUAACAACAUAGAAUAUUUUAUAACAACUUAAAAUAUCAUCUAUCUUAUAACUUAGAAUAAUAUAUUGAAGCCUAAAGUCUGACUUGACUAGUUCUCAUAUACGGAUUAUUAUUACCUACUAAAACAGUCAUGGAAGAGCCCUAUGUUCAAUGGCUAGUUUCUACUAGCAAGCCAAAUUUUCGAAAGAAUAAAAUAAGAACCUUCAACUUUAGAACCUGCGAAGGCUUUAAUAUAAUUCGUAUAUAAAAACUAUCCAAGCCAGACCUAAGUUAUAAGAAGAAAUUUCAUUUUAUUUUUGUAUAGAAAAUUCAAGUGUGGUUAUUUUUAUCGGUUUUAU